AUGAGCCAGGUCCAAAGGUUAGAAGCGUUGCUUCGACAAAAAGAGCACGAGAAGCAAGAGAUCAUGAGCCAGCUCAGCAGAGCCCGGACGUCCCGGUCCUCGGCCACAGCUGCCGCCCUCGACUUUGAGUCUGUCCCCGGCAACUACCAGAUCGCUCUGUCACAACCAGUUCUCGCCGACAAUGGACGAUCAAGAAGCAACACGAUACCCCGCAGUGUGACGGCUGCCCCCAGCAUUGCUGCUGCUGACAGUGUUUCCCUUCAGCUGGAUCAUGUCCAGUCACAGGACCUGAGCCGUCCCAUGAAGCGUUCCAAGACCACACACAAUGCCGGUCCAUCCUCUGGCACGGGCAUGGCGAGGUCCAGCUCAAAUAUGCAACCAGGUGUCCCCAGCGGCAGUCUGUCGGGUCCCAGUUCGGCCAUGCUUGAGCAGUAUCUUGGUCAGGGUCAGAUGCAGCAGCCCGUCAACGCCUUCUUCCAGUCACAUUCCCAGCUCCAACCAAUACCAACGGGCAGAGAGAUGGAUGUUGCCGAUUUUCUCUCGAUGCGGGAUACUGGAGGAGACCUUUCCAGCGUCUCGCCCAUCGCCAUCCCUUCCUCCCGAAUGUUGUCGCCCCAAGAGGCAUCACAUUAUCCCGACUCGGGCAUCCCAUCGGCUUGUGGUUCUUUGACCUCGGGCCCAUCUGUCGGAACCACAGCCAUGUCAAGAUGCAACAGCAACUUCAACGACAACAACGCAGCCAUCCUGUCCCAACUUGAGAUGGUCCGCAUUCGGUCACAGCAUUCCACCAAUGGACAAGCUCGACAAGACAGCUUUGGCCCGAGUCAGCCGCCGUAUCAUCAACCUUCGUUGCUUGGAAAGAGGUCGGCCACAGACCUUCACGAGGGAACCGGUCCCAGCGCCCACUUUGUCGGUGCCUGUCCUUCUUCUGCGCCCACCGGCUCGGUGCUUCACCAACAUCAGAUGAAGAAGUCGCCCUCCUCCCAGUCGAGCUCUCACUCCAUCUCGUCGGCGGCCAUCCAGGAACUCAAUGCGGGGUACAGGAACGAUGACCUCGGCAUGGAGCGUUCGGUCUCCAGAGACAGCACCAAGUCAAAUAAUUCCCUCAAGGUCCGCGCCAAAGAAUCUCUUGCUCGCCAGAACGUCAACGCCAAGUCUCGUCAACUUCAGCCAAAGCCAGAUGUCGUCAAGAAGGAACAACCCACAUCGGCCACCAACAAGAAGGACCCCAAGGCCGUCAUCACCAAGACCAAGUAUGAGCGCCCCAAGCACCCCAAGGUCCGCUGCCACCAGUGCAACGAGAACCCCGAAGGGUUCCGGGGUGAGCACGAGCUGCGCCGUCACACCGAAGCCAAACACAAGAGCAUGGUCAAGAAGUGGAUUUGCCAGGACCCUGGCCUGCUCGGCAUCCCGCACGCAGAGACGGCCGCCAAGCCUCUGUCGGAUUGCAAGCAAUGUUCGGCCUUUAAGCAGUACGGCGCUUAUUACAAUGCUGCUGCUCACUUGAGACGCACCCACUUCAAGGUCAAGGCACGAAAGGGUGCUGGUUCCAAGAAUGGUGCCAAGGGCGCCAGCUCGGCCACCAAGGUGGAGGAAGAGAAGCGCGGCGGCAAGGGCGGCGGCGACUGGCCCCCCAUGUCGGAGCUCAAGCUGUGGAUGAUGGAGGUGACAGUGCCGAUGGACCAGGAGGGUGCCCUCGGUCCUGACGGGAGCGACUCGGUGGGCCAGGUCGAACAAGAGGACAUUGACAAUGAACUCGGCGCGCAGGCUUACGGUGUGCCACCCAACCUUCUCGGCAUGGACGCCUACAGCAACAUGGCCGUCUACGCCGGACUUGGUGGGGGGUUCGGUCAGGAUCUUUCGUCACAGGGUCUCCAAGGCGAGCUUGGAUCGCAGCUCUCCGAUCUGUAUCCGCUCGACACCUCGGUCUUUGCCGCCUCUUUUCAUGGCCUGCCAAUCUCUUCGGCCGGUUUUGGGGACUGUGGUCCAUCGCAGGGACAUCAGCUCCAGCAGGGCAUGCCGUCCUCUUCGAUGAUGAGCAUCGACACUUCCAACUACACUUCUCCAGUCUCGUCGACGGCCACUCUCACCCAGGCCGGCAUGUUUGUCCACGACAUGCUCCCGCCCGCCAUGAUGCACACCCGUGAUGACUUGCACGACAUGCCAUUUGACCUUGCCUUUCCGGUUGGGGGGCACUAGAUCAGUGUCGGCUAUCUUGUUCCUUUUGCAUUGUUUUCUUCGACCGCCUUAGCGUACCGCGAUAGAUGGGUUUUGCUAUCUCGUUUUAUCACUACACAACAACAACCCCUUCCCCACCCAAAAAAAAAAAAAAAAAAGAAAAAAGAAAAAAAAGAACAAACCUAACACCAAAAAAGUCCUUUUCUUCACGGAAGAGCAGGGUGUAUAACCCUGCUUUUCCAUCCUUUUCCCAGCCGAGGCGGUUUACUGCUCGGCAUUUUUCGGUCUAUUUCUCUCUCACUUUCACCAUUCAAGAAGCCAUCGCUCUAGGCUUUUACCCCCCCUCCCUCCCGAUAUGGGUUCACUCAUUUCAUCAGUCAAUUGAUCGAUCGACGGGGAUACGUUUCUCUGGUUGGAGUAGCCUUUUUUUCUUUUUUUGCCGGAUCCUCAAUCAAUGACCUUCUUUUUUUGCAUCGACGGGGUGGAAGAUACCCAGAGCAACAACAAGAAGCAGAUUGGAUCCUGCGAGGUGAAGAAAGACUGGGGAUCAUCACUCGCGCUAUAUACAACGUUUACACUUGUCAACCACCGCGGUUUUGCUUACGGAAGAAGAAACCAUGGCUGAGAAGGCCAUCCAACACACACCACAGAUUGUCAAACCCAUUUCUUACUUUUCACUUCGAUUUUAUACGUGUUUACACAUCUUAUUGUUUCUUUAUAUCAUUCGGCGCGCACGCAUUGAGCAUUUCCGGGGGGGAAAGGGGCAAUAUUUCGGCACAAGAAGAAGCCUGAACCAGUCAGGGCCCCUUUUUUUUUUUCAACUGUUCAAGCCAGCAUGGGGCAUCGUCAAAUGACGCUUAUGAAGUCUUUGUCUGUCGGUUUUACAAAGAUAUCAGAUUGGAAAUUGUUUCUUGUUUUUUUUUUUUGUUUCUUUUGCUUCAAGGGAAUUGGAUAAUGGGCGUUUGGUUUGGUUUGGUUUGGGUUUAUCACGGGACAAGAAAGGAUUGGUAUGUGGGGUGACACAGACACAACACAGACUCAAACAGAAGGGGACAUGACAGAAAAAGAAAAGGAUGGGCUGGACCGAUUCAAAUGGACAUGGAACAGAAGAGACGGGUUAGUUGUAGCAUGUCUAACAGUACAAAGAGACGAAGUAUAUGUAAUGUAUUUAAUGGUGGUGGAGGAGCUGAGGGAGGAUAGAGGGGGAUAUAAUGUAUAUAUCUGGAUGUUUGGAUGAGGGGAGGCGGUGGAAAGGGAAAUUGUUGAUGC
Molecule: messenger RNA, 3447 nt
Organism: Podospora bellae-mahoneyi
Lineage: Eukaryota; Fungi; Ascomycota; Sordariomycetes; Sordariales; Podosporaceae
Exons: 2
Coding region: 1-2199 (732 amino acids)
Source: RefSeq, a predicted model, not a curated record